CUGCGGCUGAUCUGGUGGUUGUUUCAGCGGAGACUCAUCUCUGCUCCUGCUCCAAACCCAGCUCCAAAUCCAGCCCUGGCCGAAGGGAACUCACACGAAAGCGGAUAGGGGAUAACAUUGAAGGAUAAAAUUCCCGUGUCCCUGAAGGCAGCGUGGACAUGGCCGGUGGACAUGAGUGCGGAUGGUUGUGAGACUGCAGUCAGAUCUGCUGACGAGAGAUGAGCCGGGGCGUUUCCAGACGGCACCAUGAGCAUGCAGGACCUGGGCGGGGCGUUGGGGGACUCCCUGGGCGGGGCGUUGGGGGACUCCCUGGGCUCUAGCCUGACGGUGGGGAUGAGCGGAGCAGGGGGCUGGUGGAGCGCUCUUUCCUUCAAGUCCCUGCCCUCAAUCUCUUCAGUGUUCCAGACCAUGGUGCCCACGGGCUACACCAGACUACAGGAAGAGCGGCUGGCCAUGGUCGACCUCGGAGUCAAACCCGAGGCCGGCUCCCUGCAGAACUGCUACAGGCAGGAAACAUCUCACACGGAGGGGAGACGGCUCCUGGACCGGGGCUCCCGCUCUUCUGUAACUUUAUCUGACGGCGGAGAUGGAAACUACUCGGAGACAGAGCCCAUGUUGGCUGAGAGGAGACUUUCUGGAGAGGAGGAGAAUGAAGACGGAGACGAACACGAGGAGGAAGGGCCGGGAGCAGAUGUUCUCAACAUGCCCAAAGAGUCUCCUCUGGCCAUGGCUCUGCAGAUUCUGGUGCCUUUUCUUCUGGCUGGAUUUGGAACGGUAUCAGCUGGAAUGGUGCUGGAUAUUGUUCAGCACUGGGAGGCGUUCCAGUACAUCACAGAGAUCUUUAUCCUGGUACCGGCUCUGCUCGGCCUGAAGGGGAACCUGGAGAUGACUCUGGCCUCCAGGCUGUCCACGGCGGUGAAUGUGGGUAAGAUGGACUCCCCCAUAGAAAAGUGGAACCUAAUCAUUGGCAACCUGGCGCUGAAACAGGUCCAGGCCACUGUCGUGGGUUUCCUGGCAGCGGUAGCAGCCGUGGUUCUUGGUUGGAUCCCAGAAGGGAAGUUUCAGAUGAGCCACGCUGUUUUGCUGUGCUCCAGCAGCGUUGCCACGGCCUUUAUAGCCUCCAUGCUGCAGGGUUUCAUCAUGGUGGGGGUCAUUGUAGGCUCCAAGAAAACUGGCAUCAACCCAGACAACGUGGCCACCCCCAUCGCCGCCAGCUUCGGUGACCUCAUCACGCUGGCCAUCCUGGCCGGGAUCAGCCAGGGCCUCUACAAGUGCCUGGACUCGUAUCCGUAUGUAUCAUCGUUGGUUUGCGCCUUCUUUAUGUGUCUGACUCCUCUGUGGAUCGUGAUCUCCUCCAAGCAUCCUGCCAGCCGCACCCUGCUCUACUCUGGAUGGGAGCCAGUCAUCACCGCCAUGGUCAUCAGUAGCAUCGGGGGGCUCAUCCUGGACAAAACGGUGUCCGACCCAAAUUUAGCUGGGAUUGUUGUAUACACCCCAGUUAUAAAUGGUAUUGGAGGAAACCUGGUGGCCAUUCAGUCCAGCAGGAUAUCCACCCACCUGCACUUCCACUGUGCUCCCGGCGAGGUUCCUGACGAGGCUAAAGGCUGCUACUACCCCUGCCGCACAUUCUGCGGCAAAGGAGCGAAUCACCGCUCUGCUCAAGUGCUGAUCCUGCUAGUGAUCCCCGGCCACCUCAUCUUCCUGUACACCAUCCACCUGAUGAAGAGUGGACACACCACCCUAACACCCAUCUUCAUGUCCGUCUACCUGGCUGCUGCCAUGCUGCAGGUGCUGCUGCUGCUCAGCAUAGCAGACUGGAUGGUUCACUCCAUGUGGCGGAGCGGCAAGGACCCGGACAGCUUCUCCAUCCCGUACCUGACGGCCCUGGGGGACCUGCUGGGCACCGCCCUGCUGGCGCUCAGCUUCCACUUCCUGUGGCUCAUCGGAGACCAGGACAGUGACGUGGGGGACUGAACACGCCUCUAACAGCCCACCACGUCGACGACAGGAAGUGCUCCGAGACUUGAUGGGAACCUGGGUGCUUCACUUCCUGUCGGAAACUCCAACCUCAUUCUGGUUUCAGGAGCAUCUUUCUCCCCAAGCGUCUUUUCCUCCACACAGAUGACACUAUAUGCUAUACUUUUCUUCAUAAUUUACCUUGCUAUAAAUCUGUCUAAUUGACACCAAACUAUCUGGAAGUCUCAUUGCUGGAGUUGGGUAGUCUGGAACGCACCGGCUCCCUCCCACAAUGCCGAGGGGGCGGUGCUGUUGAAAUAAUCAGCCAAAGGUUCUCUCUCUGGAAAACUUGGACAUUGAGGGGCCAGAUAGGGCAACCACCAAGAUCAUCAAGUAUUCAUCCAGAACAGAAGUAUUCUGUGGCCACCAGUAAGGCCUCUGAGAGACGGCCGUGAGCUUGUUUGAGAGAGGAGAGUUGGUUCAACACAUCACUCAGGAACAGUUAGGUCCAGUAGCUAUUACUCAUCCUGAGCAUGGAUGUCCUGUCGGUUCAGUCUCACAACCAGCCUUGGUGCUCACCAGUCCCACCAGUCCCACCAGUACAUGAGAGGAGUGGCGUCUGACCCCGGGGGGUUCAGGUUUACUGGUCUGGAGGGGAGUGGGGGGUCCUGUGCCAUGUUCAGGCUGAAUUCUGGUUCUGCGUUAAACCUACUCCGUAGGGUAGCGGCUACGCGGGAGUCUCUCCGUAGCCUACGCCGUAGCCUGCUAGCACCUCCCAAGAAAUGGAACUACCGUAUUUUCCGCACUAUGAGGCGCACCACACUAUAAGGCGCUACAGUAGAGGCUGGGGUUACGUUCUGCAUCCAUUAGACCAGGGGUCGGCAACCCACGGCUCUAGAGCCACACCCUAGUGGCUCCUGGAGCUGUUUCAAAAAUGUUUGACCUUUUUUGUCCUUUUUUUCUUCUUUUGUUUCUCUUUUUUCCUUUUUUUCUCUUUUUUUCUUCCUUUUUCCUUUCCUUUUUAAUCUCGACAUUUCGACUUUUUUCUCGA
Cololabis saira (Pacific saury) is the source of this 3007-nucleotide messenger RNA. RefSeq names its product solute carrier family 41 member 2b (gene slc41a2b). Gene Ontology annotation, biological process: monoatomic cation transport. Gene Ontology annotation, molecular function: monoatomic cation transmembrane transporter activity. Gene Ontology annotation, cellular component: plasma membrane. Bases 247 to 1974 code for a protein of 575 amino acids. The record is from RefSeq and is a predicted model, not a curated record. Lineage: Eukaryota; Metazoa; Chordata; Actinopteri; Beloniformes; Belonidae. The transcript has 11 exons.